GCCACAUACAGUGCGCCCUCCUUCUGCCACACCAGGCGAGGUACUUGGGCUUUUCCCUCGCCUCUUCGAGUCGACCUCCUCCGUUUUUCCCUGCCCGCCCAGUCACCGCACUCAUCAUCACCACCUUCGUUCACAACCCCCAGCCUCUUGCCUGCCUGGUUCUGACUGUUAGUCCUUGGUUUUAACUCGCAGCUCGUGCAUCCUCCUCGGUAGGCGCUUCCUCUGGUUCAAGGUCACUACAAAAGUACGAGCAUUGUUUGGUAUUUUGCUGUUAUCUGUCGCCACGACUGAACCCUGGGCUGGCCUCGUGUGGCCUCGUCUUCCCCCAGUCUUCCUCCUGCUCAGUUAAAGGAGGUUCCUGACUACACGUUCCACGAUCUCACCAUUUCGCUCCAAGGCCCGACCGACGAGACUGUUACACGACAACCUUAUCAUUUUCAUAUCGCGUUACGCACCGCCUCGAUUUUCACGAAACCUGUCAUUUUUGCGUGCAUAGAUGAUUUCUUUGCAGUAGCCGUGUCGUGAACCUGCGGAUUUCAGCCGCCGGCAUGGAAACCAAACGCCCUCGUUCGAGCCAGACCACCGUGUCGGUUAAGUACGAUGAUCCCGACUCUCUUUCACCACAUCCCAGGAUAAAAUUUAGCGCCGAGUGCAUAGAGACAAAGAUAGUCACCACCACCACAACUACCAAACGAACCUAUCCGCCGCUCCAAGUCCACGAGUCGAGACCGCUAUUUUCACUCGAUGCCAAGGAAUACCCCCUCGCCCGAAAGCCAACACCUCCUGAACUCGCCCACUUCGCCUUUAGUGUCGAGAACCAUGACCCCCUUCUCUUGUCCACUGAGGACGACAGUCUAACCCAUCAAGAAUCCCAGCAAACCACCGGCGAUGACUCUACACAGACAACCAAGGCAAGUACUGCUUUGGACGAUUCAUUUACGGAACUGCAUUCGCCCUCGUCCAAACCUCAAUCUCCAUCUUCACAGGUAUCAUCACGGAAACCUCUUGGAACAGCUGCCAGAUCAGUCUCACCUACCACAGUAGGCCCUGUGAAGAAGAACUCAGGGCGUUUAUCCGUUCGAUCACAAACUACAUCCUAUUCGAAUGCCAUGACUAGCAAGCUGCGACGUGGUUUAUCCCGCAGCUCCCGAAACCUCGAGACUGAUGGCGAGGCAAACACAAGUGAAUUUAGCAGCGUUUUCCCAGUCACGCCUAACACCACUGAUCCUCCUUCGAGCAUUCUUAGCCAGCCACCCAAGCUUCGGCGCACGAAUCUUGACUCGUUCGAGACCCCCCAGUCCGAACCAAGCCAGCAGCCGUCCUUUUUUGACAUCUCUAGUCCGACCGGUAGUGAUACUCACACCGCCUUCGGUAACGUGGCUACUCCCCCGGUUACCGACGCGGAUGUGGAAGCCGAGCCAUUUGUUGAUGCCGACGAAUCUCUCCAGCGAUCCAUCCGAGCUCUGCAUCAUCCACGGCCGAUCAACACCAUUGUAGCCCAAGAUGCCAGCCUACCUAGUCCACGGCUGUCUCCGACUCUUCAAGCAGCUCAGUUACAUACCUUGGGUCACGACGAAGACGGCAUCCAUGCUGAAGAUGAGCCAUCUGCCACUUUGAGUGAGGAGAGUCAGAUCCCAAACGCAUUAGAUGAUGAUUCCGACCCCUCAUCUAUACUAGCUGAAAAUGAGUCCAUGGCCAUAACUCGUUAUGAUGGGUCCCAGGGGAGCCAGGCGACGUUUAUGAACAGCCGCUCCAUGCUUGAAUCAUUCGACGCGAUGCCACCAGAAAUGCAGUCCUUCAUGAUGUAUCAGUUUCUUAGACGAUGUUCCAGGAAAACUCUACAUGUCGUUGCUAAUGCUGUCAAUCCCGCAUUGAAUUGCGACAUUCUGCAGUUCCUCCCCUUGGAACUAACUCUUCAUGUUCUCUCCUAUCUUGACCACCGAGACCUUUGCCGUGCUGCACAAGUUUCCAAGUGCUGGCGAGGCAUCAUCGACAGUAAUGAAACUGGUUGGAAGGAAUUAUUCGACCGCGACGGAUUUGUUUUGGGUAUCGGUGAACUGGAUAGAGCCAUCCGUGAGGGCUGGGGUUGGCAAGAUCCUGUUGGGCCUGAGGGCUGCGAACGAGAUUUCAGUCUACAAAACCGAUUAACCUCAACGGAAAACGAACUUCGUUCAUCCAAACCCGACCCUCCAUUACAGAAACUACGAUCUUCGAAGCGAAAGAGAGCAUUGAAUAACUUCAGUUCCGACCGAUCGAAACGCCGGGCUAGUAACCAAGAUAAUGUCAAAGAUGAUAGGACAUAUACAGGCAGCAAAAUCAAUAAGUCUGAAGGUCCCAUUUCCGCCGCCAAUGCUGCCGCGAUUGCGGUACCUGAUCCGCAUGUUGGUCUACCAAGCUUGAGGAAACUCCAUUUGUUCAAGUCUUUGUAUAGGCGUCAUUACAUGAUCCGUAAGAGUUGGACAAGUGGAAAAGUCAGACCUGGACAUGUUGCCUUUGCAGCCCAUCCGCGACAUGUCAUUACCUGCUUGCAGUUUGACGAUGACAAGAUCAUUACCGGUAGCGACGACAUGUUAAUACACGUCUAUGAUACCAAAACCGGAAAGCUACGAAAGCGACUGGAGGGCCAUGAGGGUGGUGUCUGGGCUCUGCAAUAUGAAGGCAACGUUUUGGUAUCUGGCUCGACCGAUCGUUCAGUUCGCGUAUGGGAUAUCGAGAAAGGUCUCUGCACACAGGUCUUUUAUGGACACACCAGCACUGUCCGAUGUCUACAAAUAUUGAUGCCUACCAAAACCGGCAAGGUGGAAAACGGCCAGGAUGUGAUGAUGCCCCAGAAGCCAUUAAUAAUAACUGGCUCCCGUGAUAGCCAACUGCGCGUGUGGCGUCUACCCGAGGCGGGCUCUAGAAGAUAUAUACAAACUGGCCCGCCUGCCAACGACGCCGAUUGCCCCUAUUUCAUUCGCACGCUACAAGGUCACACCCAUUCCGUACGUGCGAUUGCUGCCCAUACAGACACUUUGGUGAGUGGGAGCUACGAUAAUACUGUCCGUGUGUGGCGCAUCAGCACAGGAGAGACUGUCCAUGUCCUACAAGGACAUACCCAGAAAGUGUACAGCGUUGUACUGGACGUUAAACGCAAUCGCUGCAUAUCAGGGAGUAUGGAUAGCUUUGUGAAGAUUUGGGAUCUGGAAACGGGUUCCUGCCUGCAUACACUAGAAGGCCACUCUCUACUUGUUGGCUUACUCGAUCUCCGGGAUGAGCGACUAGUGUCUGCCGCUGCUGAUAGCACCCUCCGUAUCUGGGAUCCGGAACAAGGCCGUUGUCAAGCUACCUUGACAGCGCAUACGGGUGCCAUCACAUGCUUUCAGCAUGAUGGGCGCAAAGUUAUAAGUGGCAGUGAUCGGAAUCUGAAGAUGUGGGACACACGUACGGGCGAAUGUCUUCAAGAUCUCCUCACAGACCUUAGUGGGGUCUGGCAGGUCAGAUUUGAUGAACGUCGCUGUGUUGCAGCUGUCCAGAGGGACCACUUGACAUACGUCGAGGUCCUCGAUUUUGGCGCUAUUCGGGACGGUAAAAAACCUGAGGAACUCGGUAAACGCAUUCUUCUCAACGCACCCGAAGUACAGCGCAUUAUGGAAGAAGAAGCUUAGAAACUCUAUCACACAUCGAUCGAAUAGCAUUCAACUGAAAGAUAUCUCCGGACAACCAUGAAUGGGCUUUGUGGACUUUGGCCGCUUUCGUUAACGGUACCCCACAAUUCCACCGAUGUAAACAGCCAUAUAAAAGCCUGCAAGAGUCCUGUCCAAAAUUAGCUAGGAGCGGCUGCUCCUAGUACACAAGAAAGAAAAACGAGGGAAGAAAACCACACCAUCCAAAGUUGAAUACUAGCCACAACCGGCUAGUUCAGGCUGGACAUAUUGUUACUACGACAAAAGACGUGGCACCCUUACCAUCUCUGUUCAGCUUCUCAGCAAAGGGGAGCUAACAAUUGCAUUGUUUGCCUCUAUUCAACAUGCUUCGCAUAUAUGCUCGCAUCAUCGUUUUUUUGAGCUAGGAGAGUUACCUCGAGCUUAUGGUCCUAUCUGCCACCAAAACUUUCUAAUACAGAGGGAAGCAUGUCGCUUGUUUUGUUGAAGCAUCCAUUUGUUAGUCUGGCAUCAUUCAUGGCGAGCAUUAAUGACGCUCAUGAAAGGC
Molecule: messenger RNA, 4191 nt
Organism: Xylaria bambusicola
Lineage: Eukaryota; Fungi; Ascomycota; Sordariomycetes; Xylariales; Xylariaceae
Product: WD40 repeat-like protein
Exons: 3
Coding region: 549-3647 (1032 amino acids)
Biological process (GO): ubiquitin recycling; proteasome-mediated ubiquitin-dependent protein catabolic process
Cellular component (GO): nucleus; cytoplasm
Molecular function (GO): ubiquitin binding
Source: RefSeq, a predicted model, not a curated record